CACUUUAUAACAGAACGUCAGCCCUGGCAUCAAUCUAGUCUGAGAGCCACUUUUAGCACUGAGGGACUACCGCUGUUGGACUCGUUUUGGAAAACUUGAUUUUGCUUCUUGCAAGCCUGAACCUUAUUUUGUGGAAAUACAAGCUCCCCGCUCUAAAUCGUCUGAAAAGAUGCUGCUCCUACUACUGGGAAUCAUCCUCCUGCACAUCGCUGGUCUGGUUCUCUUGUUUGUGUCGACAAUAGUCAGCGUAUGGACAUCAGGUGAAACUAGCACCUCAGACCUCUGGAUAAACUGCUCUACUGCCAAUGGAGGAUACCACUGUGAACCAGCAUCAUCUGGAGUGUGGAUUCAAGCGGUCCAGGCUCUCAUGAUUCUAUCCAUCAUCUUCAGCUGCCUGUCUCUCUUCCUCUUCUUCUGCCAGCUCUUCACUUUGCAGAAGGGUGGACGCUUCUUCCUCACUGGAACCUUCCAGAUCCUUGCCAGUUUGUUUGUGAUGAGCGGAGCCAUCAUCUACACAGUGAUGAGUCCGGAUUGGGUGCCGGAGACAGUCUUCUUCGGCUACUCCUACAUCCUGGCGUGGGUGGCCUUCCCUUUGGCGCUGAUCAGCGGACUCAUCUAUGUCAUCUUGAGGAAGCGAGAAUGAGCCAUCACUCCAUCCCAGUGUUCCCAGUAACCCCCUGUCCAAAUGCAAGUGUCAUCAGUGCUCCUCUGAAGUUUAAGUUCUGAUGCCUGAGUACCAAUGGCCACUGGAGCCACCGGCCAAUACAUCCAGAUCACAGCAAGGGGGGGUAAUACCAAACAUCAACAUGUAAACCAACACAAAAACAACCAAUACUGUCUCAGUUAAAAGAUGUAUAUAGUAUCUAUGGUUUAAAACCUAUUUAUAACACUUUUUACAUAUAUGUACAUAGUUUUGUGUUGCUCUGUCAACAGAUGAGCUUGUUUCAGCUGAUUAAGUGCCUUGUUUGUUUGUUUGUAAUGAAGAAAUAAUUAGAUGCUAUUUUGUUGUGUAUGUACGUAUUUUUGUUGCCUUUUUCUGUUUUGCUAAUUGCCAAAGAAUUAGUAAAAAAGUUUCUUGAAGUAUAUUAACCAAACUGCAUGUAUAGAAAUAGAAAGGUUAGAUGAAGAAGAUUUUUUGGAUGGGCUUGCUUCACAAAAAGAGUGGUAACAUCCAUGGACGUAGCAUAGCCAUGAAAUAUAGAUUUGGUCUUUUUCUAAUUGUGAAUUUGCAAGUUUCAGUGUUUUUAAUUUCAGAAUUUUUCUAUUUCUUAUUUUCAACAAAAGAUGGUGCUAUGUAUUUAUCAUUCCUAUUACUGAAAGCAACAGAGUUACUUUGUUAAUGUUUAGAGUCAAACAUCUUGCCAUGAAUUUAAGUGAGAAUCAGACAGAGGUACACUUGUACAUACAGUGCCUGACUGCUUCUAUAGGGAACACAGCCUAUUUCACAUUGCAGUGUCAGAUUUUUUUCAUCAGCUACUGUAAAACAAAAUAAUAAUAAUUGAGUUUGGGGUGGUGUAUCAAGUCACUUGGAAUGUCAGUAUUAUUCUGUGAGCUUGUGAGGAGUUGGAUCACAGUGAAAUUACUUUAUAUAAGCUUUAUAUUCGGUCUGUUUGCUUUACUUUUCCCUCAUUCUGAUGUUUGUGUUCACCUGGUGUGUAUGGCCGAUAAAGUCUCAAGAAGCCAAAUUGCCUAUUUAGUAGAAUACCAUAAAACAAAUUAAAACAAUGGGGCAUAAUAGCCUAAGAAAAUAAAUAUACAUCUAAUGUUAUUAGAAACAAUUGUCACAGAGUUGAAGCCAUAUAAGAAAAUACCAGAUUGUAGGAAAAACAUAUUUAAUAUUAACUCUAUAUGUGAGGAAAAGGACAGAGAGGUUUGCAGUGAUGAUUCAAACGUCUGUUUCACAUACUUGAAGUUUUACAUGCUGCAGUCUCUGCCCACUGGCGCCUAGAUGGUUUUUUCUUCUACUAUAUAAAACACUGUUUAUAUGUUGUGCAUAACAGAUGUUUAUGUUGAUGUUGCUCUAGCCUAAAACAUUCACUUACUCAAUAAAACUACUCUCACAUUAUCUAAUACUGUGUAUUCCACUGAUACAAGGGACUGGAUUCAUGCUAACACUUAAUGCAUGUUGAGCUAGAAACUACAUAAAGCAGAAUUUCAAGUAAUUUCCUAGGCUGGUUAUGCUGUCUGCCUGUAAACUCUGAAACACACUGCUGUGCUACAAAAGCCUAAUGUGGAAAAACUGCCAGUAAAUGGGAAUAUACAUUAAAAUUAUGAAAAAAGCUAAUUCUGAAACAUUUGUGGUGAUGAAUCUGUUAUGACUGACAGUACCUGCCUGUUCAUAUGCUAUGAGGUGCGUGACAUCAACUGAAACGCAGAGUGCAGCAUGUAAAUUCCUGUGUACAGUCUAGUCAAACAACUCUACCUUACAGUGAUCAUUCUCCGGUGGAUUAAAUAAGCUGCCUUGUGCAUGUGGUUGCAAAUACUGUGACUUGUGUUGCACACACUGGGGCAAAGGCACGGCAGGUUGCACCCAAUGCCAGUUAUUCAAAACAUGCAGCUAGUGUUUCAGUGUCAACAUUGUCUCUCAUAGCAUCAGAAAUUAGAGGACUUGGACGUGUCUUGUACACUGUAAGCAAGGGUCUGUCCUCCAACUGACAUCUCCUGUGAGAUACUGUAGCCUUCCAAAAUAGAGCUAUGUUGUGGUGGAUUAAAGUAUUUAAUUCUGAGCUUACACUACGUAGUCUGCUGUAGUUUUUCACAUGAUGUUCAUUAUUGGGUUCAGUUAGAAGAGAUUGCCUCUAAUGACAACUGCCCUUUCAUUUUGUGUAAAACGACAAUAAGUUCAAUUGUCCAUGCCAUGUUUACACCUAAACUUCCAAAUGCUCAAGAUACUACCAAAGCUAUUUGAGUUUAAUCAUUAAAGGAUGUUUCUUACCACCACGA
Molecule: messenger RNA, 2943 nt
Organism: Micropterus salmoides (largemouth bass)
Lineage: Eukaryota; Metazoa; Chordata; Actinopteri; Centrarchiformes; Centrarchidae
Gene: pmp22b
Product: peripheral myelin protein 22b
Exons: 5
Coding region: 170-643 (157 amino acids)
Cellular component (GO): plasma membrane
Source: RefSeq, a predicted model, not a curated record